This is a messenger RNA of Boleophthalmus pectinirostris (great blue-spotted mudskipper), 4328 nucleotides long. Its product is annotated as B-cell receptor CD22-like. The record is from RefSeq and is a predicted model, not a curated record. Lineage: Eukaryota; Metazoa; Chordata; Actinopteri; Gobiiformes; Gobiidae. The transcript has 17 exons. The coding region runs from base 142 to 3858 and encodes 1238 amino acids.
ACUGGUAUAAAACUGAUGGAGGAACUCACACUCUGAUCGGAAACUCAUCUGUUUUAAACAUGAAAGCCUUCCAGAGAUACUACUGCUAUUUUCUGUCAGGCUCAGAAUGAACUUGGGAUUGAGAAUUCCAUCAUCUUUAAGAUGGAUAUACAGUAUCCACCUGAAAAUACUAAAAUGACAGUCACCCCUUCUGGUCCUGUGACAGAACACAGUAAUAUUGUGUUAAACUGCAGCAGUGACGCCAACCCAAGUGUCUUCCUCUGGUAUAAAACUGAUGGAGAAACUCACACUCUGAUCGGAAACUCAUCUAUUUUAAACAUGAAAGCCUCCAGAGAAACUACUGCUAUUUUCUGUCAGGCUAAAAAUGAACUUGGGACUGAGAACUCUACUGUCACUGAGCUGGAUGUACAGUUCCCUCCACAGAUCUUGAGCUCUUCAAACUGCACUAUAGACUCAGACCAAAUGAAGUGUGUGUGUGAGACUGAGGGGAACCCCAUUCCCCUGAUACAGUGGAGUUUUCCAGGAUUCUCUCCAAACAUCUCCAUCAUCAGUGAGCCUCUGAGUGACAAAGCUCUAAGAAGUGUCCUCACUGUUAUUAAACCUCAGUGGAGAGAUCCAGUCACUUUGGUCUGUCACAGCAGAAACUCUGUGGGAUCUGACACACAGACUUUCAAAGCUCAUGGACUCCACUAUCAGCCCUUUAACACCAGAGUGACAGUGAGUCCCUCUGGUCCAGUGACAGAACACAAUAAUAUGUCAGUGAGCUGCAGCAGUGAUGCCAACCCAGCUGUACAGCACUACCACUGGUAUAAAACUGAUGGAGGAACUCACACUCUGAUCGGAAACUCAUCUGUUUUAAACAUGAAAGCUUCAAGAGAUACUACUGCUAUUUUCUGUCAGGCUGAAAAUUAUCUUGGGACUGAUAACUCCACCAUCUUUAAGCUGGAUGUACAGUAUCCACCCAAAAACACCACAGUCACAGUGCAGCCUAGUGGUCCAGUGGAAGAAUAUAACACUGUGACUUUAACCUGCCACAGUGAAGCCAACCCGUCUGUAAAACAUUACCACUGGUAUAAAGAUGAUAAUGGAACUCACACUCUGAUCGGAAACUCAUCUGUUUUAAAAAUGAAAGCCUCCAGAGAUACUGCUAUUUUGUGUCAAUCUCAGAAUGACAUUGGGACUGAUACCUCUACUGUGACUCAACUGGAUGUACAGUAUCCACCCCAAAACACCACAGUCACAGUGCAGCCUAGUGGUCCAGUGGAAGAAUAUAACAAUGUGACUUUAACCUGUCACAGUGAAGCCAACCCGUCUGUAAAACAUUACCACUGGUAUAAAGAUGAUAAUGGAACUCACACUCUGAUUGGACACUCAGCGGUGUUGAACAUUAAAGCCUCUAAAGAUACAACUAGAGUUUUCUGUGAAACUCUGAAUGAUCUUGGAACUGAUCGCUCUUCACUCACUCAACUGCCUGUGAAAUACAAACCUUCAAACACCAGAGUGAGAGUGAGUCCCUCUGGUCCAGUGACAGAACACAGUAAUAUUAUAUUGAACUGCAGCAGUGAUGCCAACCCAGCUGUACAGCACUACCACUGGUAUAAAACUGAUGGAGGAACUCACACUCUGAUCGGAAACUCAUCUGUUUUAAACAUGAAAGCCUCCAGAGAUACUACUGCUAUUUUCUGUCAGGCUCAGAAUGAACUUGGGACUGAGAACUCUACUGUCACUCAACUGGAUGUACAGUAUCCACCCCAAAACACCACAGUCACAGUGCAGCCUAGUGGUCCAGUGGAAGAAUAUAACAAUGUGACUUUAACCUGUCACAGUGAAGCCAACCCGUCUGUAAAACAUUACCACUGGUAUAAAGAUGAUAAUGGAACUCACACUCUGAUUGGACACUCAGCGGUGUUAAACAUUAAAGCCUCUAAAGAUACAACUAGAGUUUUCUGUGAAACUCUGAAUGAUCUUGGAACUGAUCGCUCUUCACUCACUCAACUACCUGUGAAAUUCAAACCUUCAAACACCAGAGUGAGAGUGAGUCCCUCUGGUCCAGUGACAGAACACAGUAAUAUUAUAUUAAACUGCAGCAGUGAUGCCAACCCAGCUGUACAGCACUACCACUGGUAUAAAACUGAUGGAGGAACUCACACUCUGAUCGGAAAGUCAUCUGUUUUAAACAUGAAAGCCUCCAGAGAUACUACUGCUAUUUUCUGUCAGGCUCAGAAUGAACUUGGGACUGAGAACUCUACUGUCACUCAACUGGAUGUACAGUAUUCACCGAGAAACACCACAGUUUCAGUACAUUAUUUCAAACCAAUACAAGAGAGUCAUAAUAUGUCAGUGAGCUGCAGCAGUGACGCCAACCCAGCUGUACAGCACUACCACUGGUAUAAAACUGAUGGAGGAACUCACACUCUGAUAGGAAACUCAUCUGUUUUAAACAUGAAAGCUGCAAGAGAUACUACUGCUAUUUUCUGUCAGGCUCAGAAUGAACUUGGGUCUGAUCUCUCAACUGUUACUCAGAUAGAUGUGCACUAUCAACCUUCAAACACCAGAGUGACAGUGAGUCCCUUUGGUCCAGUGACAGAACACAGUAAUCUGUCACUGAGCUGCAGCAGUGACGCCAACCCAGCUGUACAACACUACCACUGGUACAAAACUGAUGGAGGAACUCACACUCUGAUCGGAAACUCAUCUGUCUUAAACAUGAAAGCUUCAAGAGACACUACAGCUAUUUUUUGUGAAGCUCAGAAUGGCGUUGGGACUGAUCACUCCACCAUCUAUGAGCUGGAUGUACAGUAUCCACCCCAAAACACCACAGUCACAGUGCAGCCUAGUGGUCCAGUGGAAGAAUAUAACAAUGUGACUUUAACCUGCCACAGUGAAGCCAACCCGUCUGUAAAACAUUACCACUGGUAUAAAGAUGAUAAUGGAACUCACACUCUGAUUGGACACUCAGCGGUGUUGAACAUUAAAGUCUCUAAAGAUACAACUAGAGUUUUCUGUGAAACUCUGAAUGAUCUUGGAACUGAUCGCUCUUCACUCACUCAACUACCUGUUAAGUACAAACCUUCAGACACCAGAGUGACAGUGAACCCCGCUGGUCCAGUGACAGAACACAGUAAUAUUAUAUUAAACUGCAGCAGUGAUGCCAACCCAGCUGUACAGCACUACCACUGGUAUAAAACUGAUGGACGAAAUCACACUCUGAUCGGAAACUCAUCUGUUUUAAACAUGAAAGCCUCCAGAGAUACUACUGCUAUUUUCUGUCAGGCUCAGAAUGAACUUGGGACUGAGAACUCUACUGUCACUGAGUUGGAUGUACAGUUCCCUCCACAGAUCGUGAGCUCUUCAAACUGCACUAUAGACUCGGCCCAGAUGAGGUGUGUGUGUGAGACUGAGGGGAACCCCAUUCCCCUGAUACAGUGGAGUUUUCCAGGAGUCUCUCCAAACAUCUCCAUCAUCAGUGAGCCUCUGAGUGACAGAGCUCUAAGAAGUGUCCUCACUGUUAUUAAACCUCAGUGGAAAGAUCUAGUCACUUUGGUCUGUCGCAGCAGCAACUCGCUUGGAUCUGACACACAGCAACUUUAUGGCCACUCAUUUAAACAAGCGUUUCAAGGAGCAGGAGCUGGAAAGGCAGUGACAAAUCCACUUCUCGUGACCAUUAUUAUAAUUCUUCUGGCUUUGAUAGGUGCGUUGCUGUACGUUAUUAGAACUCAAAAAGUCCGUCUUAAUAAGCAUCAGUCUCCUGAUGUGGCUUUGGACCCGAUACCACAGUCAAAGGAGGUGUUGUCUGAGAAUGUCAAUGCAAAUGAGGUGAGAGCAGAAGAGCAGUCAGAGCAAUGCACCAAACAGUAAUGAAGGGAUGGCUUGACCCUUUACUUCACUGUGAACUGGAAGGUCAAACCAAGAAGAAGGUGCAAGUGGCUGCAGCUGACACACAUCCACCAUGCAUCUCCCCCAGCUGGAGAAAGAUGGGAGAUAGAGGCAGAUUUAGUGUUUCUGAAAAGCUGGCAGAAUGUGAAUAAGCCCAAGUUAAAGUUAAUGACAGGGUUUCAUACUUUUCUCAUUAUUACUUGUUUUGGUGGGAACAGUACUUGUGGUAAAUGUGUACUAUAUUUUUUAUAUUAGUUAAAUGGCAAAAAAGAAAUAGAGCAGUAGCAGUGAGUUCUAAAAUGUCAUCAACACUGAAAAUUCCAUUCAAAAUACAGAAGUAUUUUUUGAGCAAGGAAGGCUUUUUUCCUGACAGUUAAACUGUUCAUUUAAUCAAAUAAAGGUGUUGUCAUUUAUUUUUGUUAUUCUAAUCAUAAAUAAAUAACAUGAGAUUA